AAACUUACAAUGAGUGAAGACCUAUAUACCUCAACAUUGCAAGCAAUAGGUGCUUUUGACUAUUCUGCAGCUAAUAAACUUGCUACUAGGCUAUUACGUGCUUAUCAACCAUUCGGCAGUAUCAUGAUGAAACUUAUCAAUUGUGAAAAUUUGUAUACACAACUCUCUUUUAUGAAACCAAAAUGGUUUAUGCGCAAAGACAGCCUGUUGAAUUCAAUGUAUACCUAUUUGGUCGAUGAUGCUGUCAAGGAAAUUCAUAUAUUUGAAAGUAACACCACUGUGACGAAUUAUUUUGAAAGGGCAUCGAUUCUUAGUAUUUUGACUGGAUUAUCAGACCUUUGUACUAUACGACAAAAUUUGAUCAACAUUUAUCAACGUAUUGCUUCUCAAUCAUCCAAAACACCUCAAAAUGAUCUAUUGGAGGAUUUACAAAAUAUGAUGAAUACUGUUGAACAUACCGGAUUGGCACAACGAUUAGGAUUCUUGGGUAUAGGUGUGAAAAAGGAAAUCUCGAUUUUGGCAGCUCUUUUACGAUUACGAAUGGUUAUCACUGAUUAUGCUUUUCAAGAUGCUUGUAUGGCAUUGUAUGAAUAUAAACAAGAAUUAUUGGAUUGGAAAUCACAAUGUGAGGCUCAAGAUUAUCCAGAGAAGUCAUCCGUACGUCAUGAGGAAGUCAAAGAAUCUUAUACUUGGCCUUUUGGUCUUUUUUCAAGUACAAGUGGAUCAGAUAACAAAAGUCGUAGUGGUGAUAUUUGGCCUCCAACCAUCCGAUGGCUCAGCAAAUACUUGAUCAAUCUCACAGCAAAAAUGACACUUUACUUUCACACCAUUCUCCUCGAAAAGGAAAGAUUGUUGGUAGAUGAUGAACCAGAACGUACCUUAUGGAAAGGCAUCGAACCAGAUUAUUUUGAAAUGAUAUCGACGUUUCGGAAAAGGUAUGGUGCACAUAGUAUUGGCCUUGUUUAUGAAGUGAAGACUGAAAAACCUUUCUUUCCUGAAGGAUUUGUUUGUCAUGGAACACCUUAUGAACCACCUCGAGGAAUACAUUCAUUUCCCUUUAUUUUUUGUUUACCACCACAACCUCCUACGAAUCAUUUACCCAACAUUAUUUCAAUUAUUCAAGGAAGUCAAACCAAACUCAAUGAUUCAAAAACAGGACCAACUCAUUUCUUUGAUAAUAUGCUUGCAAGUACAUAUUACCUUAUGCGGGUGGAUGAACAUGGUGUAUUUGUGAUCGUUUAUCAGGAAAAGCAUCAACAAAAAGAACCGACAACCAUCAGCUUCAUGUCAAAUAUGGUUUCUCUCCUUCGUGGUUCUUCUGUUAUCUCCGAACUACUUCGAAUGGAUUAGAAUCAUAUAUAUCUUGUAUACCUUUCUUCAUCAUCAUUAUCAUUUUGUAUAUACAAUGCAUUUAUUUUUCAAUAAAAAGAAACA
This is a messenger RNA of Halteromyces radiatus, 1434 nucleotides long. RefSeq lists its product as uncharacterized. The record is from RefSeq and is a predicted model, not a curated record. Gene Ontology annotation, cellular component: KICSTOR complex. Gene Ontology annotation, biological process: negative regulation of TORC1 signaling; protein localization to lysosome; cellular response to amino acid starvation. The transcript is spliced from 8 exons. Lineage: Eukaryota; Fungi; Mucoromycota; Mucoromycetes; Mucorales; Cunninghamellaceae. The coding region runs from base 10 to 1350 and encodes 446 amino acids.